Dictyostelium discoideum AX4 is the source of this 3486-nucleotide messenger RNA. RefSeq lists its product as hypothetical. The transcript has a single exon. The record is from RefSeq and is a predicted model, not a curated record. NCBI's taxonomy places the organism in Eukaryota, Evosea, Eumycetozoa, Dictyosteliales, Dictyosteliaceae. The coding region runs from base 1 to 3486 and encodes 1161 amino acids.
AUGGGUAUUUCUAAGAGAGAAAAAGAAUUAUUAAAUGUUAUAGAAAAAUUAAAAAAAGAAAAUCAAGAAUUAAAAUCAAAACUUUCAACAAGAGAAAAAUUAAAUAAUAAAAAAAACAAUAAUAAUAAAGAGAUUAUCAUAGAAGAAGAGGUUGAAAAUGAAAAUGAAAACGAAAAUGGUAGUCAAAAUAUGGAUUGUGGUUUAGAAAAAGAAAAAGAUAUAGAUACAAUAAUGAAAGAAUUAGAAACUAAAAAAUAUAAAACAAUAGCAAAAAUCGCAAAAACAAAGUAUGGUGUUCAACAAUUGGGUGGUAAAAAAUUAGAUAUUUUAGAAAGAAUUAGAGAAUCUAUUAAAUUGAAAACAACAACAACAACAACAACAACAACAACAACAACAACAACAACAACAACAACAACAACAACAACAGAGAAGAAUCAACAACAACAACAACAACAAAAACAACAACUAAUACCAAUGAGUGAUGGUGAAAGAUUAUUUUGGAAAAUUUUUAGAAAUAAAUAUUUAAAUAGACAAAUUAUAAAUAAAUUAUGUACAGGUAAACAUUCAUUAAGAUAUGAUGAAGUUUUUAAUGUUGGUCACAUGAUUGAAUGUAAUGAAAUUGAAUUGUUAAAAGACAAAGUUUAUAGAAACCAAUAUUUAACAGGUUUUGAAAAAUCAUUAUCAGAUUUAUUUUCAGCAAUUAAAGAGGAUAAAAAAUUCUAUACAAGCUUUUUUAAAUUUUAUCCAAAGAUAUCAUUAUUCAAUAUUGGUUAUACUGUUGGAAAUAUUUUAAAAUCUGAUUGUAUUGGUGCAUUAAAAUCAUUAGUUGAAGAAAAUAAUUAUAAACCAACUACCGAUAAUAUUAUUCAAUCAAUUAAAGAUGGUAGUUAUAAAACAUUUAAAUAUAUGAUGAAUCUUUUUGAAAAUUCAAAUAAUAAUGAAAAUAAUAAUAAUAAUAAUAAUAAAAAUAAUAGUAAUAAUAACAAUAAAAAUAGUAUAGAGAAAUUUAAAUUACCAUUCACAGAAAAUGAAUUUUGGAAAUCAAUAUUUGGAUACUGUUUUAGAAAACGUGCUAAAUUCAUUAACUUUAUGAUUAACAGAUACCAUAUAAAACCAGCAGCUGUGACACCACUUAGAUUUGAAAAAAUUUCAAAAUUUUGUCCAAUCCAAGAAUCAUUACUUAUUAAAGAUUUAAUAAAUAUAUGUGAAUCUAUGAUUCAUUUAAAAGUAAAACCAAAAGGUUUUUAUCAAAAUAUUAUUUUUAAAAAAUUAAAAAAGAAAGGUGAUAGUAAAAGUAAAAGUAAAAAUGAUAGUAGUAGUGAUAGCGAAAGUGAAAGUGAAAGUGGAAGUGAAAGUGAAAGUGAAAGUGAAAGUGAAAGUGAAAGUGAAAGUGAAAGUGAAAGUGAAAGUGAAAAUGAAAAAGAAAAAAAAGAAAAAAAAGAAAAAAAAGAUAAUGAUAGUAGCAGUAGUAAUAGUGAAAGUGAUAGUAGUGAAAGUGAUAGUAGUGAAAGCGAAAGAGAAAAAGAAGAAAAGGAAGAAAAAAAAGAUAAUCAUGAUAAUAGUGAAAGUGAUAGUAGUGAAAGCGAAAGUGAAUUUGAAAGAAAAAAAGAAAAAAAAGAAAAAAAAGAAAAAAAAGAAAAAAAAGAAAAAAAAGAAAAAAAAGAUAGUAAUGGUGGUGGUGGUAAUAAAAAAAUUAAAAGAAAGAUUACACCUAUAUUUCCAAGUUUAAAAGAAUUUAAAGAAACAAUUGAAUCAAUAACUAAAAUUGAAAGAAAUCAAAAGAUAUUUGAUUUUGUUUAUUAUCAAUAUAAUAGUGAUAAUAAAAAUAAAUUAAAAUCAAUUUUAAAAUUAUUAGGAUUGUUUUAUGGCCAUAGUUUUUUUGAAGGAAAUGAAUUUUAUUCAUUGUUAGCAGGUGAAAAAGUAAAUAUAUCACGUAAAACAAAACAUUCAGAUUUAUUAUUGCAUUCAUUUAGAUUUGGUGAUAUAGAAUUGUUUAAAGAAGUUUCAAGAUCAACUAUUUGUUCAACUAUUCGAAAUGUAAUUUUUGAAGAUAAAUCAUUUGUUGGAAAUAUACCAAUUCUCUUUCAAUUUCAAAAUAAAAAAGAAAAUCAAAUUCAAUUCAUUAAAGACAUUUGCAAAUAUCUUAAUAUUGUAACACUCCAAAAGAAAUAUGGAGAUAAUCAUAUUUACAUUUUCUUUGGGCAAGUUUUAUUAUAUGAUGAUUUAGAAUUGAUAGAAUUGGCAUAUGAUCAAUUAAAUAAACCAAUGUUAAAAAUUGAACAUAUAAAUGAAAUAGGAAUCGGAGUUUCAACCAGUGUUGGUGGUAAUCCAAGUUUUCAUACUGAAUUUCAUUUUAUUAGAUCAGAAAAAGUAUUGGAAUUUGUUUUUAAUAAUUGUUUAAAAAAUAAUAGUAAAGUAUUGCCAAUUACAGCAUUUAUUUAUAAUUGUAGAUUGGAUUUAGUUGAAAAGUAUAAAUCAUUAUUAUUAUCAGUACCAGCAGCACCACCAUCGCCAUUGCUUAAAAGAGAUAUAGUUUUCAAAGUACCACUUCCACCAAUAUUAAAUACUUGCCAAUUCAAUUCAAUGGGUUUAGUAUUGAAAACAUUUAUAGAUUUCCUUCAAUCACCUCUAUCAAAAGGUUGUGGUGAUAGUAAAGGUGUUGUUUUCACAAAUUCUCAUAUGAUUGGCUAUAAAGGCGUCAAUUCAGUAUUGGAUUUUACCUAUCUUUACUCUAUAGCUCUAGAUAGAAAUUCUGGCAAUAAUAAACCCUAUCUACCAAACAUCGACUGUCCAAAUUAUUAUUUUGUAAUUGCAGUUCAAAGAUGGUUAUUCUACAACAGAAAUGCUUUACCAAAUAGUUAUCAUUUCAGUCCAUUCUCUUUUGAAGAAAAAUAUUAUUAUUUUGGUAUUGGUUAUUCUCAUGCUUCAAAAAAAUCAAAAGAAAUUUUCAAUACUAUUGAAGAUACUGAAUGUAAAGGUUUCAUUAAUGAUUUUAUUAAAUUAGGUUUACCAAAUUUUCAUUCGGCUACAACUGAAACAACAACACCAACAACACCAACAACACCAACAACAACACCAACAACACCAACAACACCAACAAAAAAAACAACAACAACCAUAACUGGUAACAAUCCAGAUGUAAUUUUAAAUAAUGGCGAUAAAAUUUGUUUUGCAAAUUAUCUUAGAUGUUUAUUGGAAAAAGAAGCAACAAAGGGUCAUAUUAGAUUAUUUAAAGCUUUGGUUGAUAAUGGUUAUAAAUCAAUAUUUUCAAAAAGAUCAAAUGAUUCAAAAAGUAUUUUCGAUCAAAUUCAAUUACGUGAAAUACUCUAUCGUGCUUUAAAUAAUAACCAUUUACAAUUAUCUCUUUAUCUUUUAGAGGAUUGUAAUAUUUCAAUCACUAAUACCCAAUUUUAUUCAAAUGUUUCUAAAGGAUCUGCAACUUUUUAUGCUUUAAAAGAUUUAUUUAAAAAUAAUGAAAUAAUUUAA